AGAGAUGGGGAGCGCUUUGCGGUCGCAGUAGGGACAUCAGACUUCACACACAGCGCGCGCGUACUAGGCCUGCACACAUAAACUGACAGAGCAAUACGCGCUAAGGGACAAACAAAUCUCCUUCCUUCCUUACCCAUCCCCGCAGCCUCCAGCUGGCUCAUGGAGAGCGGAGCCCUGCUUGUCCGCACCGGGGGCGCGUUGAUCGGAUGCCUUUCACCACACCAGCGCCGUUAGAUGCUUUCCAUUCAGGAUUAAUUCGUUGACCAAUGGCUCCCAAACAUGCGCCCCUCUCCAGCAGCGGCAGCAGUGGCCCCGGGGUUGGAGGGGUAAAUAAUAAAGGAGACCCCCGCUCUUCCUCUCCCACGGCAUGGAUCCUGGAUGCGGGGAUGGUGGCCGUCUGUUCGCCGAGGAACGGGAAGAGGACGCGGGCGCUGGAUGGGACGCUGGCCCGGUGGUUUGUGACCGUCAGCGCGGUGCUGAUGCUGAUGAUGCAGAGCUCCUUGGCCGCUGACGCUGAGGGAGGUCACUAUGAGUCAAUGAGACAGGCUGUCUUGCCUCUCGACCCCGCUUCACCCUCCAACCUUUCAGCCACCCCCGGGACUGGAGACAGAGCUGGGGCUAAGGACAAAGAUGCAAUGGAUGGCACUGACGCCGGUCCUGGAGCUGGACCCGGAGCUUUGCCUAAGGGUAAAGUGUUUGCUGAGGCCAGAACAGCGGUUUGGAUUGAAACAGAAGCAGGAGCACGUGCUCUGGCGGGUGGCAAAGUCUUUGCAGAGGCUGGGAUUAUGACGGGAACCGGCGCCUGGGCUGAAGUCGGUGCUGAAUGGAGGCCGGUGGAUGCGGAGGCGGGUGACCUGCCAAGCAUGCCCAGGGACCCUACUGCCUGGCUGGGGCAGCAGAGGCUGCAGACGCGUGGAGAGGGCCAAAGAGAGCAGACAGGCUUCUCAUCAGUCCCCACCAUGCUGGCAGAGAUGGCAGAGCUGCAGGCACCAGCAUUAGGAAAACCUUUAGGACUCCUGUCUAAAGCUGCUUGGACCAAAAUCUCCUCUUCAUCGUCAUCCAAGGCCUCCUCCUCCUCUACAACAAAAGCAUCCUCUUUGCCUUCCUCCUCCUCCUCCUCGUCUACAACAAAAGCAUCCUCUUUGCCUUCCUCCUCCUCUUCCUCGUCCUCCUCUCCAGCCAAUAACAGAGACAGUCAGACAGCAGGACCACACAAUGUCUCUCUGGUUGUUGUCAACAGCAACUCUUCCAACAGCAACAGCAGCUCCAGUUUGGAAGAGUCAGUGAGCAGCCUGCCAGCCUGGGAUCUCCCCACUGUCCCCGAGUCGCUACUGUCCACAGUGGGCGACCACGACGUCACACUUCCUGCCAACGUCACCAGCCCUUUCUCCACCCACCAAUGGAACACUACCGUACCUGUGCGCACCACAAACACCUCACGGCACGCAACCACAUCAACCACCACCAUAAACACAUCUCUAUCACCCACCACCACCACCUCGGCUUUACCGUUAUCCACCACGGCUAGAACACAAACACCACUGGGAUCCACUACCGUUUCUAACAGCACAAGCCAGGACACUGUGACCAAUGACAGCCUUCAGCUGACGACAGUAACCACGAUGACGCCCUCAACGACCACUCUUACUGUGACCUCUGUUGAUAUGAUGACACAGACGGUGACCACUGGGAGAGCUGUAACAGUACCACGCAAUACCACUACUGCAACAACCACUCAGCCAAUCACAAGCCUCAAAAUGACAACAGCGGCUACAACUCAGCCUUCAACCAGCACUACAACCACACCUGCCACUACUACCACCACUACUACAGGCCCCCCAACCACCACCACUACUCCUCCAACCACUACUACACCUGCAACUACUACUACUGCCACCACCACUACUACUACCACUACAACCACAACAACAAAGGUACCUGCUACCACUGUGUUCAUCCCGGUCCAAACCACACCGCCUCCCACCACGACCACAGAGCCUCCGUCCAGUACCAGUGCAGAGGAAAGUCCUCUACCAUGCAAUGUGACCGAGAAGAACUGGGUCAGAACAGUUCUGUCCAUUGAGCUGCGUAGGAACCGCCUGGACCUGAUCCUGAAACAGAACCUCUCUAAAGGACUGAGCCACGCCCUGCAGAGAGCCCUGAACGACUCCACAGCCUAUGCACAGGUGGAACGUGAUGACUGCAGCCCCCACAAUGUGACGUUGGGUUACUACGUGACCAGCGGCAAAACUGUCUACAUUUCCUCCUUGGUGGUUGAGUCACUGAAUGUUUAUGGUUUUGACAAGCUGCUGUCGGACAUCAGGCAGCACACCCCAUUGGUUAAGGCAGUUCUGGUUCCCGUGGAAACCUGGUUGCCUGCUCCAAGCAUUCAUCUGCAGCUGAGAACAGUGUUGAGGUUCGUUGGCCCAACAGACAACAUCUACUCGUGCAGUUUUGUCCAGAUGUUGGAGCAGAGGCUGGAGAACGCCUUCGAUGAGGCUCAGGACAAAGUGCUGGAGACCUACAACAGGCUCACUGUGGAGAUCCAGAGUGUGUCCCAGGAGCCGGGCUCUCCGUCAGUCUCCCUGGUGUACGUGGUGAAGAACCAGGAUGCGAUCCUUAACGGGACGAUCUCCAGCGGCCUCCUCAACCAGCUGACCGCCGAGCUUGUGGGAUACUUUCUGUUCUACCCACCCCUGGUCAUCGCUCAGCCCCUUGAAUACCAUAAUCUCAACACGUCGAUGGCAACCAAGAACUAUUGGGUGAUAACAGUGAUCCAGGAUGUGGACAGCUCUUCCCUGGAGGCCAACUACCAGAGCUUCGCCAGCCUGAUGGAGCAGCGGCUGGCUGAGCUGUUCCUGGUGGCCGGCAGGCAGGGCUCUCGGGCAGCACGAUCUCGGCGGGCCACCACCGUGGGGGGUUAUACUGUACAGAUGGUGAGCAUGCGUCGACUGCCCGGUCCCAAGAACCCUGCAGAGAUGACAUACUACGUCCAGCUGAACGGAUCCCCUGUCACUGGAGCCAGCGCUGCCAAGACCCUCAGCAGUCUGGACUCCCAGACCAUGGCUCUGACACUGGGAUACUUUGUACAAGUGCAGGCUGAACCUGUGGUAAAGACGCCGCCCAGCAACCUGUGGAUCAUGGCCGUUCUGACACCACUCUUCCUGUUGAUGGUGGUGAUCGGCAUGGUGGCCUUCAUUCUGUGUAAGAGGAACAGGGUCAUCUUCAAAACUGGUGCCUUCAGGACCUUCAAAUCCCGCUCCAAGACCUCAUAUCGAAGGGAGGGCAGUUACCACCACCAGCCUGUCCAGGGCUUUGACUACGCCAAGAAGCACAUGGGUCGGACUGGUGAUGAGGCCAUCUCGGUUACCAAGGAGACACUGGUGCUGGGGCUGCCUGUACGAGAUGCUCCACUAUCACUGUCAUUAGAUAAGAAGGUCCACCAGGAUGGGACCGCCAGCAAGAGGCCUCCAUCUGCAGACAUACACAAAGGAGGGCGGUUGCCAAGCGAGGAGGACGGCUCCAUGUCGAGUAACGGCUCUGGGAAGCUGAACACUAGCAAGAGCUCCUCGGCCCGAAGGACGGCGACCGGCAGCAGCAGCGGCAAGAACGGCAAGGAGGAGCUACACAAGAGGAGCACCAACGACCCGUACGAAGACCACUCAGGCUCUCUGCGUCUCAUCACCAUCAAACCUAUGACGGCCCAGCCAACUUAUUCCUACCCCUCCUCCUCAUCCCACAGCCAAGACUCUGUGGUCCUCAACGGGGAAGCAAACCAUGUUGGUUUGAAGCAGAAGUCGGACAUCGAGCACUACAGGAACAAACUGCGGCAGAAGGCCCGGAGGAAAGGCUACGGAGAGUUCUCUCUGUCUGAGACCGGCAGCCAUGGUUAUAGUCACCGUGAUACCAGGCACAGUCGGCACGACAGCGCGGUCAAGGAGCCAAUGACCGCUGAGGAGAAGAGGGCCUCCUUCGCUGGUUGUCAUAAGAGGUACUCGCACCCACGGGAGCCCACCUAUUGGAGCCGGCAGUCUCUGAGUAGCCCGAGCCCAGUAGAGACGGAGAUGGACCUGCUGGUGCUCAGAGAAAGAUCCAGGAGGGGCAUCCGUAACAACGGCUACGACGUGAGUACCUGGACAAGUCAGGGCGAACCAGAACCGUUUGAGGAGACCAAUGUGGACCGUCUCAUGAGCUCUCUGGGUUAUGGAGGUGGAUCUAAUGGCACCGGGAACGGCAGCUUGGGGGUGAAAGCUCACCGUGGCUCCGACUCCUCCACACUCAGCUCUCAGCCAUCCAUUGACGAGGUCCGCACGCAGAUGCAUAUGUUGCUAGGCAACGCCUUCAGCCUGGCACCUCCGGACCACGACCCCCCGUCUCCUCCAACCAACAGCCACCACCAUCACCACCACCAUGCCCACAGAGCCUACAACCCGUCCCACACCAGCCACUACAGUGACGGGGUGACCAGUGCCCCAGGGACCAUGAACCAUCCCUGUGGAGGCAGGCAGAGGAGCACAGGCUACGAAGACAUGCACCAGUGUAGCCUGCCCAAACCGGGUUUCCGGUUCACCCAGCUUCCUGAUAUGGGCAUCGGGUCUCCCCCGCCACUGAUCCCCUCAAGGCCAGGACCACCACCUGGGACCUCGCUACGACGCUCCACGCCUGAUGUGAGUCUGAAGCCUCGUGUGUCGGAGGCCUCAGAGCUGCAGGCCCAGCAGCACAACGGCGCUCCGUACCUGCCACUGUCCAGGACCCCCUUUCCUGCUGUCACUGUCGACCAAUCCAUCACCACCUACUCAGGAAACCCAAUAACAGCAGUCUACGCUAUAUCAGCCAACCGCCCGGGUUACUCAGACUACUUUGUAAUGUCACCGCCGUCCUCAUACCGUAGCCCCUCCUGGAUGUCCUACCCGCCCGAGCCAGAAGACCUGCCACGGCAGUGGAACGACACACCGAACUCACGUCAUCUUGAAACCAUCUGCUGAAGUCAUCUGCCUGAGUGACAUGUCACUGAGUGGAAACACCCUUGGUGUCUCUUUGGAUAGGCAGAGGACCUCUCUCUCCCUGAAAACUCUCUGGAGCUUUAUCACGCCUCCUUCACUUCACUUCCUCUCUGUUUCAUUCAGCACCAGUGGAUCCCCUCCCUGCCCCCGCCUUAUCUCCAGCUUCCUCUCUCUCCACUGGCCUGGCCUUGAUCUAUCCUCUCUUAGCCCGCUUCAUCUGCAGCUCAACACGUUUCUCAAUCUCCAGAACUUCUCUGCCCCAUAACCCCCAUCCCCCGGUCAAACCUCUGCUUCAGUCUCCUACCAAUGCAAACGUUCAGCCAUACUUCUCUUCCUUUCUGUAUUCUUUCUGCUCCCUGAGCCCCCCUUGGCCUCAUAGGCUUUUGCUGGCCCCUCUGGGCCCCUUGUCAUUAUCUCCAUGUAGACUGCCUCUUCUGUGGUGAUCACCACUGUACAGAAAGAGGCCCCUCACACUGCUGAACUGAACUGAGCUGCGUGAAGCUUUACCGUGCCACCCUGCAUAAUUACACGCGUGUGCAGAGUGGAUAAACAGGGUGUGUACAAUACAGUGUCAUGUGCAGUGUGACAAGGGCAACCUUCCAACUAGUUCUCUGCCCCAGCAGUCAUCGUACAGUAACUGCCAUCUGGCACACAGCGCUGCAUUAUCAGUACAGUAGUGCCCCAGCCAUGGCCAGUAGUCUACUCCUCCUCUAAGCUGGACUGGACUGGAUAAUCCUGGACUUGCCCAUAAGGUCCACCAUAAAGCCAGGAAAGCUGGACUGACUUAAAACUGUGCUUUUUGUUUUUGUUUUUGAUGAAUCCAAAUUCCUAUGUAAACCUUCUACAGCUGGUUAAUAUGUGUAUUUUAAAUUUAAGUGAGAAAAAAAAUCCAAUGAAAAAGGAAAAAAAAACUCUGUCUUGAGCUGUCUCAACUUCAGUUUUUGGAUAUUUGUGUGCUUUUGUCUUUUACUUUUGUGCAUUGAUUAUUAUCAAUGGAUUACUGUACAAAAAAGAUGUAGUGAGUGUUUCCCUUUCACUCACCUUAUUUCAAGGCAAAAAAAAAAGGCAUUCUUCAAAACAGAGAAAUCGGCGGCUUUGUUGUCUGUGGUUAUGAUGGCAUUUCUGUACUUUUAAAAAUAAAUGCUUUUUUCUUUCAUCAGUUUCAGCAAUGAAAACAAGAAUUAGUCACUAUGUUCUGUCGAUCAUCUGAUUAUGAAGUUUUGUCUGCUAACCAUUACGCAGACCUGGGUCAAAUACACUCAUUGAAAUCCCACUCACAUGCAGUUCCGUUUUGUAGCUUUGCAGCCGCUGCAGGGUUUGUUUGACUCUUCAAAAAAAUAACAGAUAAAAACAUUUACCAUAUGAUUACUUGGAUUAGAAUUGAUUUCAAUUCUGAUUUGACUCAGAUCUGCUACAAUUUUGUGAACACACCAGUAUUCUUAGAAAAGCAGUUCUUUUACUUGAAAGAUGUCUACUGUAUUCUACUGUAUAAGGAAAUGUGACUUUUGGUUACUUUGGUCUUGAUGAAGAGGGAUGACUAUAUGGUUACUGGACUAUGGUAUAGUACUGUUCAAGAGAUUUGCCAGGCUCGGAUGAGCCGUAUAUGUAACGAUUAAAUGUAUUACUGUAUAUAGCAGAUGAUUUAAUGAAGAGAUUUAUGCAAGUUCUGUGGGAGGGAUAUUUAGCUUGACAUUGUUCUGAUGCCAUUAUUCUUCCUUGUAGUUCCACUGCAUUCAUGAAGGACGAUCAGACUGUUCCUGAAAGUCCUUGACUUUCUGAACAAUGCACACAUUUCAGUUUCAUCAUCUUUUUUUCAUAGUAUUACUAACAGAACAGAAAAUAUAACAUAAAUUAUUACAAAAGAAACAGAUGGAGUGACAUGCAGUAAAAAGGCACUUGUCCAGCAGAUCUUACCCUGCAUUAGUGUAUUCUGUAUGUUUAAACAAAGCUAACAUAGCCAUACUAGUCAAAAUAAUGCAAUUUCUAGUGCAAAGAAUGUCACACCCGAAAUUAUAUUUAACCUCAUUUUUUCUGAGGAGAACUGGGAAUCAGUUAGCACACUGUAUGUAAGGCUCCUCAUCAUUAAGAUGGUACUAAAGGAGAUUAUAGCCAUAGAUUAACUUCACCAAGUGGACAUAAAGCAGCUAAGAUAUACAGUGUUAUGUUGAAGAGUGGCAAAUGAUACCAAAUGAGAGUAUAUUAGAUAUGAUGAGGCAGGGAAAACGAAGAGUAGUAGAGAUAAAAAUGCAAAAGAUAGGGUAUUAAGUUUGGUUUAACAUGAAAUUAGCACUUUUAUAAAGAGCCCAAACCUUGUCAGAAAAGGGCAGAAUCAAUACAAAAAUGCUGUUGUAUAGCAUGACAUUUUCAGAUUAUGUAAAUCUACAAACAUUUUAGAAAUCCUCUCAACUGAGCCUGAAACUGUAAACACAAAAUCAAAGUAAAAACAUUUUAAACAUCUGUAUUCAGCUAAAUGAUGAUGGGUUUUUUUAACCCUUAGACCGGGCUGCACACAGGACAUGUGCACUGUAUUAUUUUAGGGCACUGGAUAAUUAUAAUGACUUUAUUAAGGAUGCAAAAAAGGUCCGUAGGUUUAAUGACCCGAGGAGGAGUUUACAUUUUACUAUAUGACACAAAUUACACAUAGUGAAGUUUUAAAGCCAGAUCAUGAUAUUGCUUUGAAAUUUGACUGUUUUAGGCGUAAAACACCCCAAAAUGAUGCCAGAUUUGAAACUGCUUUUAGACCAUUUAUAGACAUUUAUGUAGGGAGAUACUCUUGACCUCAGUAUUUCUAAAAUCCUCUCUACGGCCCUGCCUCCAGAGUUAUGACUUCAACUUUAAAUUCCAACGGAAAAAACACAUGUGGAAUAUAUCUCCAUAGUUUUAAAAUACAAAUACAACAUUUAAUACACAAUCUGUCAAAUAAAGCCUGUUUGUAGAAAGUAGCACAGAUAAGAAGUUUUCUUUGUCAGUGUUGAAAUCUAUGCCUGCACAUGAUAAAUAUUAGAUGUGGAUAUUUAGGGAAAAGAAAGCAAAGGUGUGAGAUGACAGUACUGGAGCAUUAUGAGCGCACACGGUGCUAUUGGUGUUUGAACUUGUGUAUAUGCUUUGCUAGUUAUUUGAGUUAUAUUUGGAGUGUUAUUUGGAGGCCUGUGGCAAACCAUCAUAUUUCAAAUGUAUAAACCCAUGUAUGAUUAAAGAGAAAACACUUUCACACAUUUUAUUUGACUCCAUGUCAACGAGAGCGGUGGGUUUUGGUCAUUUUAAGAAGAAGACUUGAUGCUAUGCUAUAAGUUGAUGUGCAAUGUUUGUGCUUUACACGGGUAGCGGUGAGAUCCUUUUAUUGACGGGUAGCGGCGAGAUGCUUUUAUUGAUGACGGACUCUGGGAUGGGUUGACUGUGAGUAGUUUUUUUCUGCCGUGUGAGUCACGUCAUGAUGCUAUGACAUCAUGGUGGCACUGAUGAUGUCACACUAUCGUCACUCAAGGGUCGAUGAGGUCUCAGUGACGACAACAAUGAAUGCUGUUGGAUGUAGUAACGCAGAAAACUUUUUGGUGAAUUUAAACAAUAAAGACAAAUUACUAU
This is a messenger RNA of Micropterus salmoides (largemouth bass), 8585 nucleotides long. RefSeq names its product UPF0606 protein KIAA1549L-like. The coding region runs from base 267 to 4985 and encodes 1572 amino acids. The record is from RefSeq and is a predicted model, not a curated record. NCBI's taxonomy places the organism in Eukaryota, Metazoa, Chordata, Actinopteri, Centrarchiformes, Centrarchidae. The transcript is spliced from 24 exons.